Molecule: messenger RNA, 5778 nt
Organism: Musca domestica (house fly)
Lineage: Eukaryota; Metazoa; Arthropoda; Insecta; Diptera; Muscidae
Exons: 2
Coding region: 1-5532 (1843 amino acids)
Biological process (GO): DNA integration
Molecular function (GO): nucleic acid binding
Source: RefSeq, a predicted model, not a curated record
AUGCCACAAAACCAAGAUCUAACCAGAAGAACCAGUGGACGCAGCACUCAAGGAAUUCCGCCAGCCCGAUAUAACCCUGACACUUACGAUAUGUCUGUCGUUCGCUCACCAACAGGAGAUACGCCUACCAGCAGCCACCAAAAACAGCAACAAAUGCCAGCUGCAGCCGCAGCCGUCAAUACACCGCCGGCCAAUACUUCUAAAUCUUCUUCUUCUUCUUCUCAGUUACAGCUCCAAAAACCGCCUUCAAAUACACCAGCCAAAACACCAAAUCCUGCAAAUGAAUUAGCCGAGAUGAGAAAACUUAUGAAAUUUGAAAUGGAAGACGAAUUUUUAGCAGCACAAGCAAAAAUGCAAGCACAACUAUUAAAUACGUCACAGCAGUUUGCUUCUUUGCAAAACACAAUGUCGCAGCAAGCAUUGCCUACACUGACGUCACAACCACCAAUUUUCUCAAAUCAAACGACACAACAACCGCCAUUGAAUACGCCGCAACAGCCACAAAGGAAUCUGCCACCACAGCCGCCAUUGAAUCUGCCACCACAGCCGCCAUUGAGUCUGCCGCCACAGCCGCCAUUGAAUCUGCCAUUACAUUCAGUAGUUUUGCCACCACAAACAGUACCGCCAACAACAAGUCAACAGUUGCAGACUCAAGUGCAUCAACUGCCGCCAUUGUCUAUCAACACAGAUGAGUCUUUUCCAAAUUCACUUUCAAAUAACUCCAACGGAAAUGCACAUAAAAAAAUUUAUCCCUUGCCUAUUUUUUCAGGUCUUCCAGAGGAGUGGCAGGCAUUUUUCGAAGCCUACGAGAGCACCACAACCGAAUUUGGUUACUCCAAUCUCCAUAACAUCAUGCGUUUGAGAGACGCAUUGAAGGGCCGAGCAAGGGAAACAGUGGAAUCCAUGUUGGGGAGUUCUGCCAACGUCAGCGCCAUUUUGGAAAUUCUGCAGGAAACAUUUGGUCGACCAGAGCAACUUAUCCGAAGCCAAGUAGAAAAAGUCCGAGCCAUUCCACCGCUGGCAGAUGAUAAUUUGGAUGCACUUGUCAACUUUGCCAACAAACUCUCCAAUAUGGCCACUUUCCUAAAAAACGCCAAGGGUGAACAUCAUCUAUCCAAUCCAUCGUUGCUGAGUGAGCUAGUGUCCAAACUGCCGAUAAACCGCCAAAUGCAAUGGGCCGAAAAAUGUCUGCAACUCCAGCACCCCGCCACUAUAGUUGAUUUCAGCGAUUGGUUGGGAAUAUUACGCCGUCUCGCACAUAUGGUCCACGACACACAGCCAAUUUCAGCAACCUCGUCCAAUCGCCGACACACACAAACACAACAAAAAAAAUACGCAUAUGUCGCUGUCAGUUCGAGCUGUCCAAUUUGUCAGGGAGAGUGCAACAAUAUAAAAAUCUGUCCACACUUUUUAAAAAUGACCAUCGAUGACCGAUGGAAUAAAAUUAAACAAAUUAAAACUUGUUUUUGUUGCUUAAAGAGAGGCCACCAACUUAAAAAUUGCCACUAUAAGCGUCGUUGUGGCAUAAAUGAUUGCCAAAAAUCACACCACCAAUUGUUGCACAAAACACUCGCGACGCCAUCCCAGGAACCGAACCGAACAUUACCCACACACGAUUUGGAGCCACGAACGAACACCCCAUCUCUUCCCGACGCACCGCCGUCUCAAACACAACGAAGAAAUUGUCAUGCCGCCCACUACACCGAAAACGUACUGUUCCAGAUUUUGCCCGUGACGCUAUACGGAACACACAAACAAAUAACGACGUACGCGUUCAUUGACGACGGCGCCAAUGUGUCCAUGCUGGACGAGGACGUUGCUCGCGAACUCGGAGUACACGGGAAACCGGAGAUUUUAAAAAUUCAGUGGCUUAAUAACCAAAACAUAAACGAAAAAACAGAAAAAAUUAAUUUGACAAUUAGUGGUGUCGUUCCCUUGGAAGCUCCUCGUAUGAUGACCGAUGUUGGACCAAUCAUUACCCUAACGAGAUUAGGCGCCGUAAUUUAUGGACCGAUCCCAGGCGAGAAGAGUUCCAAUCUUAAGCGGGCUUUACACGUUAGGAAACGUUUCGAGGAAGAAAAUUGUGACUUGCUUAAGGAAAUGUAUACCAUGAUGCGGCAAUAUUUCGACGUGGAGACAUUGGGUACCAAGGUAAAUGUGACACCAAUUCUGUCCAUAGAUGAUGAACGAGCGUUAAAAAUAUUGAGAGAAAACACGAAAAGAAUCGAUGGGCGAUAUCAGUGUCCGCUUUUGUGGAAAGAACAUUUUUCUCCAAUUCCAGAAUCGUACAAUUUGUCGUACAGCCGAUUGCAGUGUGUGGAACAAAAAAUGGCAAAGGACAGUGUAUAUGCAGCUCAAUAUUGCAAAAAGAUAAGAGACUACGAGGAAAAAGGAUAUUGCCGUAAACUUUCAGUAGCAGAACGAGAAAGAAGGAGCGACCGAACGUUUUAUUUGCCACAUUUUGGCGUUAAAAAUCCCAACAAAGAUGGAAUUCGUAUCGUCUUCGAUGCUGCUGCUGAAGUUCAACAAUUUUCAUUAAAUAAAGCCUUAUUACCUGGACCUGACAUAAAUAACUCUUUAAUCUCUAUUCUUUUUAAAUUCAGGGAAUUUCCUGUAGCCGUGUGCGGAGAUAUACAAGAGAUGUUCCACCAAAUUGUAAUCGCCAAAGAAGAUCAGGACAGUCAGCGAUUUCUAUGGAGAAAUGGGGAUCCCAGUCAACCCUUAGAAACUUAUGUAAUGGAACGGAUGAUUUUUGGAGCCACUUGUUCGCCCACCAUAGCCCAAUAUGUAAAAAACCUAAAUGCCCGAAGGUUUAUAAAUGAGUCGCCAAGAGCAGUACAAGGAAUCAUCGAUCGUCAUUACGUAGACGAUUACGUCGACUGUUUCCAGACUGAAGGUGAGGCAGUUGAAGUGGUACGUGAUGUCAUAAAAAUUCACAAAGAGGGUGGAUUUAAUCUCCGCAACAUCAAGUCUAAUUCCCUUGUUUUACAACGUAUGUUUGGCAACCCUAUUUCUGAUGAAAGUGAUGGCAACUCAAUUUUUGAUGAUGGAAUGGAACGGGUACUCGGUAUUCAUUGGCUGCCAAAAUCAGAUGUUUUUUGUUUUGAAUUAAAAUUACACAAAGUGGAUGAAAAGAUAUUGAAAUUGCAAAAAGUGCCAACGAAACGCGAAAUGUUGUCUUUAAAUAUGUCCGUAUUCGAUCCAUUCGGGUUUCUUGGUGAUUUUAUGGUGACGUCGAAGAUAAUUAUGCAAAAUGUGUGGAAAAGUGGUAUAAAGUGGGACGAGAAGUUGCCGUCCGCGAUUUAUAGCCGCUGGAAGACCUGGCUGGAGGAAUUGCCUAAAUUAAAGGAUUUCAAAGUUCCGAGGUGUUACAGUAAUGGAUUUUUUAAUGGUAUAGUAGAUUUGCAUGUGUUUGUGGAUGCCAGUGAAGAUGCAAUGGCUGCUGUGGCAUACUGGCGUAUAGUAACAAAUUGUGGUGUAAGUGUUGUGUUCGUUAUGGGCAAGACGAGCUGUGCCCCAACAAGAUACCAUACUAUACCUAAGCUUGAGUUGCAAGCAGCAGUAAUUGGAGUGCGAAUGAAGGAAAACAUUUUGGAAAAUCAUUUGAAGAAUAUUAAUAACAUUUAUUUUUGGUCAGAUUCCUCAACAGUGAUAAGUUGGAUCCGUUCAGAACACCGUACAUACAAACAAUAUGUGGCAAAUAGAGUGUCGGAGAUUCUGGAAAGCAGCCGUAUUGAGCAGUGGCGGUGGUGUCCAGGAGCGGAAAACCCAGCUGACGAAGGGACCCGUGCUAAAGGACCCAAGAAGUACCAGCCAGAAGGACGUUGGAAAAAUGGGCCAGAAUUCCUGAGAAAAGAAGAGAAGUAUUGGCCGGACGAGGAACAAAUUGGAACAUGUGUGGAUCACAGCAAAACAGAGCUAAGAAACAAAUACAAAGUUUUGGUGGCUUGUCAGGUAUGUUUUUGUAUUCCAGAUAUUAAUAGAUUUUCAAAAUAUCGUAGGCUGAAACGGGCAAUGGCGUGGACAUUCCGAUUCGUUGAAAAUAUGAAGAGGAAAUCAGUGGUGUCGGGUGAUUUGACGGUGGAAGAAGAAGCACGGGCAGAAAUGUAUCUCUGUCGCUGCGUACAGCAAGAAGUACAUGGGGAUGAAAUUCUUGACAUACAGAGAACUGGAUCAGUGUCUGCCAACAGCUCCAUAAAGUCUUUAAAUCCACAAAUUGGAAGUGAUGGUUUGCUUCGGGUAUCUGGAAGAAUAGAAAAUGCUGUUUUUUUGUCCCUGGAUACCAGACGACCAAUAAUUCUACACAAAGGUCAUCGUUUUACACUUUUGCUGGUGGAAUUUUACCAUUCUCGUUUUUGUCACAUAAAUGUUGCCACUACAAUGAGCGAAAUUCGUCUGCGAUUUUGGAUUCCGUCACUUCGUCAACUUCUAAGAAGCGUUCAGUCCCGAUGUCUUGUCUGCAAGAUUCGUAAGGCCAAACCAAUUCAACCACAAAUGGCCCCGUUACCCUUGGAACGUGUCACACCUUAUGUCAGAGCCUUUACCUACACAGGACUUGACUAUUUUGGUCCUGUAACAGUGUCAAUCCGGAGACAACGAGAAAAGAGGUGGGUGGCACUGUUUACAUGCCUUACAGUUCGCGCUGUCCACUUGGAAAUUGCAACAGACCUGUCGAGUGAUUCCUGCCUAAUGUGUAUUCGGAACUUCAUCAAUCGAAGAGGCGUCCCAGAGAUGAUAAGAAGCGACAAUGGGACGAAUUUCGUUGGCAUAGCAAAGGAGCUGCAAGGUAUAACCAAUUUUUUAGACACUAAUUCCGUUUCUUCUGGUCUGACAGCUCUUGGAAUAAAAUGGGUCUACAAUACGCCAGUGAAUCCCAGCGAAGGCGGAGUAUGGGAGCGUCUUGUCCAAUCUGUUAAGAAGGCUCUUUACAUCAUGCUAAAGGAGCAAGCCCCAAAACUGGAGACUCUACAAGCGUUCCUGAUUGAAGCGGAGAAUAUGGUCAACAGCAGGCCACUUACACAUUUGCCAGUUACUCCAGAGGACCCAGAUCCAUUGACUCCAAACCACUUUCUGCUUGGAUGUACCAAUUCAACCCAGACUCCAGCACCGUUUGAGCCUAGACUGAUGUGUUUAAGGAAGCAGUGGCGCGUCACCCAAAAUUUGAAGAAUGGCAUGUGGCAUCAGUGGCUUCGGGAAUAUCUUCCAGAAUUAACUCGAAGAACAAAAUGGUGUCUUCCUUCUCGGUCGUUGGAUGUUGGUUGCCUUGUGUUUGUUUGUGAUCCAGAGAUGGCUCGGAGUCAAUGGAGUCGUGGACGAGUCAUCGAAGUAUUCAGGGGCAAAGACGGAGUGGCACGAUCAGCCAAGGUGAGAACGAGUGCCGGUGUAUACCACAGACCUGUGUCCAAACUUGCCAUUUUGGACGUGGUUGCGGCUGGAGACGGAGUUGGUGAAGCCUCCCCCUCUGGGUCAGUUCACGGGGGUGGGGAUGUUGGAGAUGGUAACCCUGCAAUUACCAAAGCUAAAAAAGUGUAGCCAAAUUUGAAAUACCACUGUUAUAAAUGGCCGAAAUAUCCCAAGCGAAGAGGGAGACGAAACUAAAUUUAAGCCAACAUCUUCAUUUUGUUUAUUUUUGUUGUUUUGCUUAAUGUCACUUUUUAUAUAAAUAGGCCCUUAUGGCCAUUGUUUAUUCCCUUUUUUGUUAGAACCCAAAAAUAAGUAAGUCGUGUUAAUUUUUAUUGUUUUUAAAUUAAAUAUUUUUAUUUUUUUUUGUAAACUUAA